AUGAACUCAAAAAAAUCACUCCACAUUCGUUCAAAUAGCUUACCCUCAAAGCCACAUCCAAUUGUUGCCCAAGUUGAUGAAGAUUUGUGCAGAUUGAAGUCCCCUGAAGCUACUUCUUCAACUUCUUCUUUAUGCCACAGACUCAGCGGCCUUCAAGAUUUGCAUGAUUCCAUUGAUGAGUUACUUCUUCUACCAUGCACUCAGCAAACUCUUGUCCGUGAGAGUGGUAACAAAUGGGCUGAUGACUUGCUAGAAGGAUCUCUAAGGCUCUUAGAUUUGUGUGAUAUUGCUAAGGAUGUGUUGUUGCAGACACGAGAAUGUACACAUGAACUUGAAUCAGUUUUGCGCAGAAGAAGAAGUGAAACAAAUAUGACGAGUGAUCUUCAGAAUUGCUUGAAUUCUAGGAAAAUGAUAAAAAAGACAGUCCAUAAGGCCUUGAAGGGAAUCAAAAGCAGGAGUUCUCAAAAAACUGAAGAAAGCCCAGCAACCAUUAGCUUGUUAAAGGAAGUAGAAGCAAUCACAUAUAGCACUGUUGAAUCAGUAUUGUCCUUCGUAGCAGGACCAAAGUUGCCAUCAAAGUUAAGUCGAUGGUCUUUGGUCUCCAAGCUGGUAAAAUCCAAAAGAGUUGCCAGCAAAGAUGAAGAUGCAAAUGCAAAUGAGGUAGAAAUAGUGGAUGCCACACUAUAUUCAAUCGCCAGUCACACAACAGAUAAAUCUUUCAACUUGCAGGACUUGCUGAGGAAAUUUGGGUCAAGUAUUCAAGAUCUUGAAGAAGAUCUCGAGAGUCUAUAUAGGCACCUUAUCAAAAAUAGAGUUUCCCUUCUCAACAUCCUAAACAACUAA
Molecule: messenger RNA, 843 nt
Organism: Benincasa hispida (wax gourd)
Lineage: Eukaryota; Viridiplantae; Streptophyta; Magnoliopsida; Cucurbitales; Cucurbitaceae
Biological process (GO): shoot system development; root development
Source: RefSeq, a predicted model, not a curated record